Molecule: messenger RNA, 897 nt
Organism: Rhodotorula graminis WP1
Lineage: Eukaryota; Fungi; Basidiomycota; Microbotryomycetes; Sporidiobolales; Sporidiobolaceae
Exons: 4
Coding region: 1-897 (298 amino acids)
Source: RefSeq, a predicted model, not a curated record
AUGCCCUUGUCGUCUCUCGCUGCGCCAGAGGUGGACCCGGCCCUCGUCAGCUCAAUUCUCGCCGUCGUCAAGCCCGUCUCGUCUCGCUUCGCCAUCGCCUCUACUUCCUCCUCGACAACUGCCCCCAGUGUCCAGUUCACGACGGUCACCAUUCUCGAGGUGAUCUACCUUGCGCCUGCCACGAGCGAGGCGUCGCCCACUGCGGCCAAGGGCUCGGUCGCAGCUCCCGACGCGAGCAACCUCGCCUCGAUCGCGACCGACUCGUACGACGGCCUCAGCUUCGUCCAGCUCGGCGCCGCCUUCUCGACCGUUUUCGUCGUCGUACUCGUCAUCUCCUGUUUCGCCGCCUUCUUUCUCCGCCAGGCGGGGCAGAUGCGCCGUCUCAUGGAGGUCACCGACGAGGAGGAGCUGAGCGAUGUCGGCCUGGGCGAUGGCGGGACGAGGGCGGCGCCAGACGUCGCCGAGGACGCUCCAGCGACGUCGCUCGAGAACAUGCCGACGCUCACGUCGAGCAGCACGGCCGACGAGGUGCAGACGAUCCCGGCGCAGAUGGGCGCAGGAAUGCGAGGGGCCCAAGCGUACCAGGAGCAGCAGUCGUUCACGUCGUCGCUCGAGAGCGCGCUCAAGAGCGUCGAGGCGACCCUGACGGCUGCUGCUCCGUGGGCGACGAGCACGACGGGCAUGCAGCCGUACAAGGACGAGGAGGACACGGUCGUCGUGCACAGCGACGGCGGCAUCACGUACGCCUGUCCAAACAAGGGCGACGAGUGGGUCGUCGAGGACCUCACCGACUCGCUCUCGGCGCACACGGCGACCGGCGCCGGCUGCUACAUGAGCUACUCGUUCAAGGGCGAGUCGUCCCUCUCGCCUCCUCUCUCCCUCUCUGUUCCUCUCUGA